This is a messenger RNA of Chlorella variabilis, 638 nucleotides long. Its product is annotated as expressed protein. Lineage: Eukaryota; Viridiplantae; Chlorophyta; Trebouxiophyceae; Chlorellales; Chlorellaceae. The transcript is spliced from 3 exons. The record is from RefSeq and is a predicted model, not a curated record. Bases 21 to 638 code for a protein of 205 amino acids.
AGGCGGAGGAGGAGCUGGGGAUGACAGACGGCAUGACGGUGCGCCUGCACCGCCACCUGCCCGACCAGGCUCAGGUGGUGGGCUUCUCUUACGGGCUGGGGGAGGAGCAGGCCUCCUACCUGCUGUCGGAGGCGCGGGUGGAGGGUCUGGCGCUGGAGGCGGUGGAGGCGGCGGAGCUGUCGGCGGUGCUGAACAGCGGCGAGUUCCAGGCGCGGUGCGGGGGCAGCCUGCGCUGGCUGCAGGGCCUGGACCUGCUGGGGGAGCUGCAACUGGAGGGCCCCACGCUGGUGCUGGCGGCAGGGCACGGCACGCUGCGCGAGGCGCUCGACGCGCUGACGGCGUCGCGGCUGGAGAGCAUCGACGUGGAGGCGGCGGAGGUGCUGUUCACGGACGGCUUGGGGGCCUCCUACACGGGCAGCAGGCGCAUGCAGCAGUUCAUUCGGGAGCACUACGGCCACACCUGGCUGGUGUGGUCCCACGACGCGGUGCAUCCGGAUGAGGAGGUGGCUGAGGAGGACAAGGGUUGGGGGGGACACGCGCGGCAGGGCGGCGGCUUCACCUUGCGGCGCAAGUACCCGGACGCGCCCUCCAAGCCCCGGCAUGCCUCGCCCACCGGCGCGCGCAUGUACAACCGCUGA